GAUAAAAAUAAAAAUAUAAAAAAAUAAAAUAAAACACUCGACCGAGCGAAAACCGCCGCCGCCGCCGCCACCGUGCUAUACGCUGGCUGCAGUUCGCCGAGUCGCCGCCGCGCACAGCGUCAUUCUUCAGUGUAGCUGCUUGUCGCGAGUCGGCCGGGUGUCUGGUGGUCGCUACUGCCGAAAUCCGCGAUAGCACGCGUUCGCCGCGACUACACACAUAUCGGUGGCUACGGCGUGUGUGGGUGUGUGGGUGCUGUGUGUGUGCGCGCGCGAGCGUGUAUGUGAACGUGUGCAUCGUGCGUACACGCCGCGAGAGGGUUGUGCGUAUGCGCGCGCGGUCACCGGCGUACUUAUAGACGCGAACACAACAGUAGUGUACCGGAGUUGGACGCCGCGGCGUGAACGGACGCGGCUUUCGCGAGUAUAAAUACGUAAAAAAAAAAAAAAUUAUAAGAAAUUCAAAAUAAUUAUAAUAAUUUUUUGAUUUUUAAUAAUAAUAAAAAAUUAGAUAAAUAAAUUUAGCCGUACACACGUACACGUUAUGUAGAUCGUCUUCCGCGGUUCUCGUCGUCUCGCGGCUGUUGAAAUUUAAAUAUAAUAAUAUACUAAUUUGUCUCGUGUCUCGGUCGCCGGCGGAGACGACGUUGACGCGUGCACGCUUUGACGUUUCGGUUAGGCGACGACCUGCAAAGACGACGACGACAGUACAAUAGUGGCGACUGCGGCGGCGUGUACGGCGACGCGUGAGUAUGCUAUUUAUACGAGAACAACUGGACCGGCGGCGCUGCCGGUGAUACUGUCAUUCCACCGCACAGCAUGGCCUCGGUCGCCGCUUGGCUGCCGUUCGCCCGGGCGGCGGCCAUCGGUUGGGUGCCGAUCGCCACGCACCCACUGCCGCCGCCGCCGGUGCCCAAGGACCGGCGGAGAAUUGACGACGAGAAGCUACUGAUCAACGUCUCGGGGCGCCGGUUCGAGACAUGGCGGAACACGGUGGAAAAGUACCCGGACACGUUGCUCGGGUCCAACGAGCGGGAGUUCUUCUACGACGAGGACUGCAAGGAGUACUUCUUCGACCGGGACCCGGACAUAUUCCGGCACAUACUCAACUACUACCGGACCGGCAAGCUGCACUACCCGAAGCACGAGUGCCUGACCAGCUACGACGAGGAGCUGGCGUUCUUCGGUAUACUGCCGGACGUGAUCGGCGACUGCUGUUACGAGGACUACCGGGACCGGAAGCGCGAGAACGCCGAGCGGCUGAUGGACGACAAGCUGUCGGAGAACGGCGACCAGAACCUGCCGCAGCUCACCAACAUCCGGCAGAAGAUGUGGCGGGCGUUCGGCAACCCGCACACGUCCACCGCGGCGCUGGUCUUCUACUACGUCACCGGUUUCUUCAUCGCCGUGUCCGUCAUGGCCAACGUGGUGGAGACGGUGCCGUGCGGGCACCGGCCCGGCCGGGUCGGCACGCUGCCGUGCGGCGAACGCUACAAGAUCGUGUUCUUCUGCCUGGACACGGCGUGCGUGAUGAUCUUCACCACCGAAUAUCUGUUGCGGUUGUUCGCCGCCCCGGACCGGUGCAAGUUCAUGCGCAGCGUCAUGAGCAUCAUCGACGUGGUGGCCAUCCUGCCGUACUACAUCGGCCUGGGCAUCACCGACAACGACGACGUGUCCGGCGCGUUCGUCACGCUCCGCGUGUUCCGGGUGUUCCGGAUAUUCAAGUUCUCCCGGCACUCGCAGGGACUCCGAAUCCUCGGCUACACGCUCAAGUCGUGCGCUUCCGAACUCGGGUUCUUGGUGUUCUCGCUGGCCAUGGCCAUCAUCAUAUUCGCCACGGUAAUGUUUUACGCCGAGAAGAACGUGGACGGUACGAACUUCACGUCCAUACCGGCCGCCUUUUGGUACACCAUCGUCACCAUGACCACGUUGGGGUAUGGUGACAUGGUACCAGAAACAAUAGCCGGAAAAAUUGUUGGUGGAGUGUGUUCACUAAGUGGAGUGCUUGUUAUCGCACUACCUGUACCAGUAAUCGUGUCUAAUUUCAGUCGCAUCUACCAUCAAAAUCAGCGAGCAGAUAAAAGAAAAGCUCAAAGAAAAGCACGGCUAGCUAGGAUAAGGAUAGCAAAGGCCUCUUCGGGUGCCGCAUUUGUAAGCAAAAAAAAAGCGGCUGAAGCCAGGAUGGCGGCUCAAGAAUCCGGGCUAGAACUUGAUGAAAAUUACAGAGAAGAAGACAUAUUUGAACUGCAGCAUCAUCAUUUACUUCGAUGUUUGGAAAAAACGACUGAUAGAGAGUUUGUGGAGCUCGAAGUGCCAUAUAACGGUCAAUCAAAAAGGCCAUGCUCACCGUCUCCCCUACUGAGCCCUAGCCAUUCGGCAUUAAGCAGGGUGAACUUCUUAAGCUCAUGCUGUACAAGAUGCUGUAAUCAACGGUAUCAGCACAAGCGAGAGAGCUCGCCGGACUCGAUUGGCGAGCCCAUCAACGAGGAGGAGCUGAUCGAGGUGCAGAUGAAGCAGCGUCACACGCCCGCGGCGACGACGGCGGCGCCCGGCGGCGGCAAGUCCAGCAACUCGCUGGACUACAACAGCUGCGACAUGCAGCCGUCCGCGUCCGCGGGCCACAAGUCGUCGGCCGCCGGGUCGCCGUCCUCCGCGUCCGCCUCGGCGGCCGCGACCACGGCGGUGGCCGGCGGCAGCGGCGGCGGCGGCUGUGGCGGAGCGCCCGGCGGUUCCACUUCCGUGGUGUCCGUGCACGGCUGCAACAACCCCAACUCGAGCACGUCGUCCGUCGUCGUCAACCUGCCCACUUCCUAUCCGAACUCGGAAAUGGACUACGGGUCGGCGUCGUACCCGCCGUCCCCGUCGCUGUCCUCCAACAACGACAAGCCGCAAGUGCGCAUCACGUUCCUCUAGCCGCCGCCGCCGUCCGACCGACUCCGAACCAUCGUCACGUGUUGUAAUGUUAUUGAUAUAUAUAUAUUAAUUUAUUAUGUUAUUAAUGUUUGAUGCGUUCCGUUAUACGUUUUUUGAAAAGUCGCGCGCGCGUCGUUUCCCGUUUACCCCGUCGUCGCGCAGACUCGUCCUCUGUCAUUAUAUUAUUAUUAUACCAUAAUAAUUAAUUACUAUAUUAUAUGUAGGUAAUAAUAUCGUAUAUGAUGAUGUCGUCGUACGUUUUACGACUUAGCAAUAAUAAUAUUAAUAUAACGACACUGCACGAUCGCCAUUAUUAAUAUUAUUAUUAUUAUUAUUAUUGUUAUUAUCGUUGUUAUUACUUUAUAUAUAUAUAUACACGUGUACAUUAUACAUAUAGAUAUAUAAACAGUUAACUGGCUAACCCUAUAAGUGUAAAUUGUUAUAAGAGCGUGUGUGUCCCAAGUCAUUAGUCGAGCAUUCCCGUCGAGGGCGUGCGAAAUAAACUGCAGUUUUGGCGUACCUAUAUAACAAUAAUAUUACGUCCUUACGUUUAUCCUGCCCCCCCCCAUUCGUCGCCGCUGCGAUACUAUAACGUCACCCUCGUUGUUCUGAAACGGUGUAGACGUUAGUCGGAACGAUUGUGUUCGACCAAAUCGUGUGUCCGUGACCAACGAUUGCAGUACGAUUCCGUAAAAAUAUAGCACCUAUUUUGUGUGUCGAGAGAACGCUAUACCGGCGAUAGAUGGACGUGUUUUGGCCGUCUUACAGACGCGAUAAUAACAUAAUACGACACGGCGAAUUUGAGUCGAGUGGAACCGAUUUGGCGUCGCCGUGUCGGUGGCUUUAAUGUGAUCGGAGUGAAUUGAAUUUUAAACUUCAAACGAGCUAAAGCACAGAUAAUAUUCUUACUUUUAGCUUUGAGAGAUCAUAUAGGUCAAUUCACUUUAAUAUUAAAACUAUAACAAUACACGAUUGGAGACGACGUGUUCGGGUGUAGCGUCCUCUUGACAAUUUUUCCAAACACACACAUGCACACACGUUGUGUACAAUACCUACGUCGUUACGAUAAUCUGUAUGACGACGACGGCGGCGGCGGCGACGGCGACUAUAAUGACGAUAAUUCGUCUUGGCAUAUGCGUAGGUAUAUAUGACUCGCGUGGCACUUUAAAUUUUUUUUUUUUUUAAACCACGGGCUUAACAUUUAAUCUGUUUUUCUUCCUGUAUGACGAUCGAAAUAUAAUAAUCUAUGCUGAUAUCACUUUAUUAUGAAAAACAAAUUGUGUGACACCGUCGCCUUCUUUUGUGUACCUAGUAUAACUACCUGUAGCUACCUACGCUCGUCAUAAAUUCUAUCCAGUCGACAUUCAACACCCACGCUGACGACGAACAACGGUUUGUCGCGUCAAGUCGUCCAUUGCGCCACCGGACUAAACCCUCUACCCUACUCAACCCUCUCAUCACUCCUCCACAGAGUAUUUAUACCUACUGGCUAUAUAUGUAUACUGUCCUUUCUGCGUAUAUAACAACUAUGAUUAUAAUAAUACGGCUUGUGUGCGAACCGAAUAAUAAAUACAUCUAACACGUAUGAUGUAUAUACAAUUAUUAUAUGUACGUGCAGAAUACAGUGUGGUAUUUGGUCGAACUUAGUACCGGUCACAUCAACAAUUUCCGUCCGCUUUGUGUGCAUGCAAUUUUAAUCGAGCAAGGUCCGAGUGGGGUUUGCACUAAUAAUGCGGAGUUUGAAAUAAUAAUGCGCCGAGUAACAGCUGAAACUCGUCGACGGGCUGCUCCAUGUCAUUACAUAUUUAAUCGUUAUUAGGGACUAUUCAAAAAAAAAAAAAAGCCUACCUUCUAAUUACUACAUUACAACAAACAAUCUUUUCAAACAUUAAUCAGGAAAAAUCAAUGAUUUCAUUUUCAAAUUCAGACAAACGACCGAAACGCUAAUAGCAGUGAUCUUGUUCAAAAUUAUUAAACAAAAACUAUUAUAAUAACGUAUUUAAAUAACGCACACUAUUAGUUAUCAUACUCCCAGUUUAAAAUGUCUCCACCGUGUAAUUAUUUUAUUCUGUUAUUCAACCUGCGAGUAUACUCGUAUACUAAUCAGUACAGAUACAUACGACGUAUCGCAUUCCCUACGUGAAAAUUUUAUAAUAAUAAAAAAAAUUUACAAAAACGAAAUAGGUUCAUAAAAAAAUUUAAAAAUGGGUAACUCGACCAGAUCUGUUCAUAUUUUUCAAUUACAUAACUCAAAAUAUGUAAAAAUAAUUUUAUUUUUUUGUCAGCCUCGGACUAUACACCUCAACAGUGUAAUAGCAGAAUAAAUAUCAAGACGAUUUGAUUUGUCUUUCCAUUCCAACAUUUAAAUCAGAUCCUCAUACAGUCAUACCCAUAGAUUAAAUUCUCAUAAUUUCAUCAUAUAUACAUAUAUAAAUAUUGAAAAGGUAAAGGCACUUAUUACUGUUGUCGUGUAACAUAAUAUAAUGGAUACAUGGCCAUAUUCGCAGUUCAAUAAGCAUGAUGAUAAAACAACAAUUUUCACGUCAUAAUAAUAUUAUCAUGGAAUAGUGUAAGGUGUAAAUAAUAAUAAUUUUCUGUCAAGUGUAAAUUAUUGAGCUAGUUUCUUAAUCACGGUGGGUUUUGUUAAGAUUAUUUCAGAGGCGACUAGAGAAUAUUAAGUAUUACACAAACCGUGAGUUGUGAAGAAAGGGACGGCAUUUAAACGUCUGAUUUUAAUUUUCAAAGGACCUAGAUUUAUUAAUAGUCGAAAAUUGUAUAGGUAAUACAUAAACUUUGACGUUUUUUUUUAUUAAUCUAUUACGUUUAAUCGUGGGUCUAUAUUGUUAUGUGGUUCUAAAUCGAUGUUUUUCAAAAAGCACGUUUUCAAAAUUAAUUAGUAGAUACUUCUAAAGUUAUUUGUAGCUUAUGAGUGAUUUCUAUAAAUUUUAAAAGCGUUUUCAACUACAAAUUAUUAAUCAAUUAUAUUCUAGGUAUCUAAAUACAUAAAAUUAUUAAGCCAUUGGACAAUCAGCUUACGUUUUAUUUACUAACCUACAUUGUUCGAUCUUUUAUUAAAAAUAAAUGUGAUUUAUAGUAAACCAAUUGUUUUUUACGUGACAACAAAAUGUUUGCGUUAUCUAAAAUAUGAUUACUACUAAUUACAUUUAUAAUUUUUAAUUUUUAUUAAAACCUUAACACUUUAUAUGUGUUGAAUAUGUAGCAAAAUAUUUUUUUUAAAUACAUAUUUGUUGACUUUAAAAUCAUAACAACCAAUCUAAACUAAAUUAAACUUAUGAUUAUAAAAUGUAUUUGUCCAAACGUAAUUAUAUUAUAUUUUAGAAUUGAGUAUAUUAUAGUCUAUAUCGUUUUUAUGUGCAGAGGAAUUAUUUUUCACUGUCAAUUUUUUAAAAUUAAUACCGUAUGUCACUUAAAUUUAUACUGGCAUGCGUGGAUUCGCUGAUGAUCUGACAAGACCUGGAGUGUAUAUAAACUUAGAAUGAUACGUUCUUUCAAUAAUGGUGCAUUGUAAGAAAAUUUAUAUUCGUAAACAAUAGGACCUACCUGUGUACUAUUAUCAAGUUUUAAAAGUGCUCUUUGUAUUUACAAAAAUCGAUUUAGAACCCUUUUUAUACUUUUAAUACACGACCCACGAAAUGUUAUCGACGAGAGUGAAAAAUUGGGACAGAUUCCAAAACAAUGUGGUUUAUUGGCACAUUGCCCUCGAUGUGCAUAUUUUAAUUUACUUUACUUAUCCUAUGUAACACCUGUUUUCGCCAAGGACUCUGGGCACCAGUUAUAUUAUAUUUCUGUUACAUUACUAGGCUGUCCAUAUUUUGUAAAUAUAUUAUUAUGAUUAUUAUUUUUUUAUUACUUUAUUUAUAAAUUAAAUUAUUACGACCCUGUGAGAAAUUCAACGUCCAUUUAAUACAAACCAUCAAUUAUCUUUAUUAUUGAUCCCGAGCAAGAGCAAAGAAGCUAUUAGUUUUACAAUUUUUUUUUUCAAAAACGCUUUCUUUUUUAUUAAGACUCCAUAAAUUGCAUGUGUGUUUAUCGAUUUGACAUUGUACCUAGAUAGUACUAUGGAUUUGUCAAAUGUGAGAAAUUCCCAAGAAAUUUUUUAGAAAAUUGCGAAAGACUGCAAAAGCAUCAUUCGACCUAUUUGUUCUCGACAUUAUUAAAGCAUAUAUUUAUUAUCAUAAUACUUUGAUCAUACCUAUUGAUAGCUGUUCCUAUAUUAUAAUAUAUUCACCAAACUUUUGUAACAUAUAUUUAUAAUAUAUUUACAUUCAAACCUAAUAAUAAUUAAUUUAACGAUAAGUCUGUACAAUUAUCCUUUAUUACUAUAAUGUCUAUAAUAAAUAAUAAAUUCACAAAAAAAUGUUUAAUUUGUAAUUAUAUCGAUAUAUAUAGUAUAAAACAUUUUCGUCGAUUAUAGAAACAACAUAUUGCCUAUUAUAUUGCCUACUCAAAUUUUGUGAUUGAAAAAAUUGUAAUUAUUUAAUAUUAGUUAGGUAUAUCGUAUAUUAAAUAUGUUUAAAAUUCGAGAUAUAUUAUUAUGUAAUAUAAUAAUAUAAUACAUGUUCUACUUUUUGUAUGUAUUAGAAAUUUUUCCCUGAACACAUAGGUCAAAAUGAUGGUUAUUACUUAUACUAAUUAUUAAAUGUCAAUAUAAUAUGUCUCAAUAAUGACAAAUUAAAAACACCAUGUUUUGAUCAUAUCGAACAGUAAUAUUAGAGGUAUAUUUAUUUUUAAUUAGUGGCUAAUUUAUUGCUAAAAAAAAAAUGUACACAAACGUGUAAAAAACAAAAAAAAACUACCUAUUUUUAAAGAAAACGAAACAGUUUACGUGGCAAAACACUUAUAAUACGAAUUCAUAUAGAAUAAAAUAACACAAUCAUAAUAUUAUUAGAAUAAAUAACAACGCUACGUAACAAUUGAAUUGGGUCCCAAAACUAUAUAAACGAUCUUUUUAAACAUCUAUAAUUGUGCCGAAGCAUGUGUGUAGUAGAUUAAAAUAAGCGUUUAAAUGAAAAUAUUCUAAAUCUCUUUUUUUUUUUUAAUUAUUAUUAUUGAUAUUGAACGUAAUGUCUGUCUGUCCAUAUCUACGAGUUGUUGUACGAUAUAUUUGAGUCUUCUAGAUCUUAAAAGGGUCAUUAUUAUAAAUUAUAUAUUAUUAAAUUAUAUAAAAUUAAAUUAAACCAUCAAAAUAAAUAUAAUACUAUUCAUAACAAACAUUUUAUAUCAUAUAUAUCAUAAAAAUUGUCAUCGUUCUUGUUUUAAAUCAUUAGUUUUUUUCUUAUAGUAUUUUUUAUUACUUGCGCUAACUCUCGGGUAGAUAAAAAAUAUAUAUAUUAAUAUGGGUAAUACAUAAAAUGAAUGUAUUAUAGAUAGAUACUAUUUAGCUAUAGAUCACCUGGAUCAUUAAACAGUUUAAAAAUGUAACAGCCAACAGGUGUGUUUUCCAUUGUCAUAUUGGACAUCAAUAUUGUUCAUUGAACAUCUUUUAGGUAAAAUUUGUUAAUCUUUUUUAGAUUUGUAUUAAUAAAAUAAUGGAUCUUGAAUAACUAUUAUUAUAUGCAUAUAACAUGUAAAAACAGUUUAAACAAGCAAACUAUAAAAUUUUUAACAGCGCAUUCAUUAUUAUAAUAAUUAUUGUUAACAAAUAAUGUUGAUGCAUUUAUGUUUUAAACAAUAUUAGAAAGACAAACAAAUUUAUUAAUGUUAAAAUUAAUUAUAUUUAUUAUUAUUAUUAUUAUUAUUAUUAUUACUACUACUACUACUACUAUUACUACUACUAUUAUAUCAGGGUGUUUUGAGAUAUUCUGGCCAAAUUAUUUAACAACAUCGGUUUUAAAAGCAUAUUAUAUCCUGCGGAUUUUUACUUAAAAUCAAAUACCUAUCGAACAAAAUGUGUUUUUAUCACACAAUCCAACUCAGUUUAUUACAUACUACCUAUACAUUCUUUUACAACCAUUUAUUUUUAUUUAUAUAUAAUAUAUGUGUGUGUAUAUAAUAUAUACCUAGGUACCUAUUAUACUGCUAUAGUAUACCUAAAUCAUAUGUGCAAUUUAAGUUUAAAAUAUCUAUAAGUUACUUUUCUACAUUAAAAUUUGCUUAGCUUCUUGCAUUACACCUUUAUGACAGUGUUUAAAUAGAUAUCCAUAGCAUAUUUUUUUUAAGCCUAAUUAUUUCUAAAUGAAUCAUCUUGUCUUCGUGCAUAGUUUGGCCAGGGUUGUCUGAAACAUUUGUCAGCUUGGCCCGAAAAGUUAUGAGCGUUAUUAAUAAAUCCAAUCAAAUAACUGUUAACAAAAGUGUUUAACAUUGUUUCAAUAUAUUAAAUGUAUGUAAUUUGAUCAAAUGUGAUGCGUAUUAUUAUUUUUAAUGAUUGAUUAAUUGAUCAAAUUAUAUAAGACACAUUUGUCAGUCAUCUUUUCGGACCAUUCUGAUUAUUUUUCAUCAAUAUAGUCGUUUGUAUAACAUUCAAUUUGUUUAAGCAUGGUAAACAACUAAAUGGAAAACAAAAAAAACGUUUUUUUUUUUUUUAUAUAUAAAUAAGCAAAUUACAAAUUGUUUAUAAAAUAUAAUAUAUACAACAGCUAAAUGGUAUAGAUUGUUUUUAAAAAUGCGAAUUUAGAAGUGGUUAUUUCGUUUUAAUAAAAAAAAAAAUUCCUGAAAACA
Messenger RNA from Aphis gossypii (cotton aphid), 9588 nucleotides. RefSeq names its product potassium voltage-gated channel protein Shal (gene Shal). NCBI's taxonomy places the organism in Eukaryota, Metazoa, Arthropoda, Insecta, Hemiptera, Aphididae. The record is from RefSeq and is a predicted model, not a curated record. Gene Ontology annotation, biological process: potassium ion transmembrane transport; protein homooligomerization. The coding region runs from base 817 to 2910 and encodes 697 amino acids. The transcript is spliced from 5 exons. Gene Ontology annotation, cellular component: voltage-gated potassium channel complex; membrane. Gene Ontology annotation, molecular function: protein binding; A-type (transient outward) potassium channel activity.